Molecule: messenger RNA, 3852 nt
Organism: Sorghum bicolor (sorghum)
Lineage: Eukaryota; Viridiplantae; Streptophyta; Magnoliopsida; Poales; Poaceae
Exons: 4
Coding region: 1636-3180 (514 amino acids)
Source: RefSeq, a predicted model, not a curated record
CACCCCAGCCCAACCCAACAAGACCCACCGGAGAAAACACCAAGAAAUCACUCCCGGCAGCGGCGUCGGCUCCAGCGAGGCUUUAGCAGCUGAGUGAGGGCAGGCCACUCUCCGACCCGGCGGCGGAGGCACUGUGCGUCUAUUCUUUGCUUCCGCGGCUCCCUAAUCGGAUCCAGGAGCCUCCAGUGCUCGCUUGCGAAAUUUGGGAGCCGGGAGCGGGUUCCACUUCCGCGUCUAUCCACCCGUGGGACGAAAUUGGGGGCCAACGGUGCCAGGGCUAUUGUUUGUUUCGUCAUCACUUGUAGUAUCAAUUAUCUGAUCCAGUGAGUUGUAAUGUUAUUGGAGUUGAAAACCUUGCCUCACGAGGUGUCGAGACCUGGAGGCAAGAAUGUGCAGUUCAUUCGUUUCCCCCUCGACUAGUUCAGUGUUUUCCCAUCCCGGCAUUCCCUCUAUAGCAGCCAGCUGCUAUAGAUGGAUGCACUACAGCUGCUUCUCCUGAGGCUUCUCUUUUGUCUACUGAAAUUAUAGAACACGGUAGUUUUUAAAAUUAUAGAGCACUUGCCAUGUUUGCCACACUCCCUAGUAGUUCGCUAGUCACUUAUGUGCUACAUUUUACUAGGGAAAAAAGGGAACUUUCUCCUCUCUUUUGAGUACAGCUGAUGUUGUUAUUGUCAGAUCUAUGCUGGAGGAGUUAGCUUAGGAGACGAUUCUUUGUUUCAGCUUGUAUGCUGCAGCCUACAUAGUUAAUGAUACAACUCAUUGGGAAAUAUUAAAACAGCACUAAAUGAGACUGGCAGACUGCAUUAUUAUAAUGUAAUGUAUGGUAGUUGUUUAGAAUUAAUAGUUAUAUCUGGAACAGCUGCAAUCAAGUCUAAGCUUAUGUAUAAUCUGGCCUACAAAAACAGGCCUUUUUGAAGAGUGUAGUGAAGCCUCAGUGCUUCACCAUGCUUGUUUACUAUAUUUGCCGUCCUUUUCCUGAUGGCUAUUUGUUAGCUUUGUGAAAGGAAGGUGUGCCAAACUCUGUAUGUAACACUGCUUCAUUCGAAGUAAAACAUUAGGUAAACUCUUUUUUUUAAGUAUGAGAAAAAAUGUUCAGAGUUAGUGAAACAUGAUCUCCUCGGCACCCCCUAAUUGUAUUAUGUAUUUUGAGUAUUCUAUCUUUUUCCUUUUCUGGGAAUUUUGCUCCUUCUGUCUCCGGCUAAACAUACCUAGUUCUGUGUAUUGUCAACUUCGGACAUUUCUUGAUCUUGAGACAUAAUGCAGGAGCUGAGUCCAAAUUUAAUUUUGUUUAUCAUCUCAGAAUUGUUGCACUUUCCAUAGUAGUGCCAUGCAACCUCUUUGCUUUCUCCUGUGAACUAUUCCAAAGCUGCUACAAACAUCUAUGUUUUUGUUUGACAAUUCACUUUUUCCUGUGGGCAGUCUGAUGUGGGUUCCAAAGGCUGUGAAAGAAAACUUAGGGGGGGUGAAAAACAGCUUGUUCAAGUUUGCAGCCAAAUCAUAUAUAUUCAUUAUAUCAUUGAGAUAUCAUCAGUGUUCAAGGUGCAAACAUUCCUCAUGAACCAUUUUACUCUGGAUUCCCCUAUAAUGAUGACUCCAAAUUCACAAAGCUAGUACAAAUUGCUCUUUUCAUUUACAAUGGAUCCUCGUCCUCCUAGUCAUUUCUCACAUUGGAAGAGCUAUCCAAAUGAGCCACCAGGAAUGCUAAAUCCUAUGAACUUCCACCACCAGCAGUUUCCACAGCAUCUUUCGUUUUCACAUCCAUCAUAUGCCAUGAAUUUCCCGCACCAGCAAUUUCCACAGCCACACCUAUAUCCACAAAAUGUCCAUUAUGUUGUUGUCCAACCACAAUAUGCUCCUUUUUCACUACCACAACUGCCACAUCCACCUGUUGGAGUUAUGCCAACACCACCACCUCCACCUGCUGGAGUUAUGCCAUCACCAGCAGUGGCCCUUCCACGUCCACCUGGUGGGGUGAUGCCAUUUAUGACAGUGCCAGAUUCAGGAACUCCACAUUCCGUAACUGGUCCUGAUGAACAAGACACUGUUAGUGGGGACAAUGAUGAGAAUGAUCCUGAUAAGGCUGCUAGGCGAUUGAUGUGGAUGGAAGAGGAGGACAUAAGAUUAAUUAGUGUUUGGUUAAAUUGUCCAAAGCUGAAGAAUUUGAAAAGGAAGGAGGUGUGUUGGGGGUAUGUUACGCAGGCAUAUAACAAAAGUACUCCAAGAGAUCGAAGGAGGGAAGCAAAUCACUUGAAGAGCCACUGGUCGAAGACCAAUAAGAAGAUUGCCCAGUUCUAUAACUGUUGGUGCCGAGUCAAGGAAAAAUAUGCCACGGUCCAGUCUGACUGCAUGCAACUUAUGGACCAAACUUGGGCGAUGUACUAUGAAGAAGCAAGGGAAAUGUAUUUUGAGGAAGCAAAACAUAAUUUCGCCUUCAGCCAUUUCUGGAAAGCUGUUUGGGACCAACCCAAAUGGUUAAGGUACAUCUCCAAGAGGACCAAGUUGUCUGAGUUUGGGGACUGUACGUCAUCAUCUGAAGAUGAUGAAGAUGUGGCUGAAAAAGAAGCAAGCCAACAAGGUUGCAUGACUGCUAAGAAACAGGAUGGUCAAGGGAAGACGUUCUCUCACUCAUCGGUGUUGCAAGAAGCCACUCAAUGUGCAGUGGAUCCUCAAGACUUGCUUAAGGACAAUCAAAAGGAGAUGACUGAGUUACAGCUUGAGCAUGAAAGUGCAGUGAGGGUAGAUAUGCCUGAAAAUAAAUUACAUCCACAAGGUUGCAACAUAGUAGAGCAUGCAAGAACAGUGAAUGGUGAUGUUCCUGGACAAGAGACAACCCAGCGAGGUUGCAUGGUGACAAUGGGCAAACGGAAACGUAAAGGCAGCUUAUCAUCUUCUCCCAUGGAAGUGCAGGAAGACAUUAAACGUGCAAUGGAUCUGCAAACCAUGCUUCAGAAGGAUCGUGAGAAGAUGUCAGAGGUACAAUUGCGUCUCUCGAAGGAGAAGCUUGAGUUGGCCAGGCUAAAGCAGUUGGAAGCGAAGGACAAGAAGGAAACAACGCUCUACGAGAAGUACACAGAGCUGUUGACAGCUGACACUCAGGGUUUCAAUGAGUUCCAGAAGAAAGAGUAUGAGAAGGCAGUGAAGCGCAUGGGAGAGAUGCUAUUUGGUAAAGAUGCUAAGUAGCAUACUAUCGUGCUGCUCGAUGAUAAGCUGGAAGCCUAUUGUUAUCAUGCAUUGUCAGAUCAUGCUGCUUGAUGAUAAGCUGGAAGCCUUGCUAUUGUUAUCAUGCGGCUACUCCUGAUGCCUCUCAUGCCAAAAUUGAUGGCCCUAUAAAAAUCUAACAAUGUCUCAACUUUGGUGCCAUCAAGGGUCCCCUCAAGGGAGGUUUCUAGUGCAUCGAGACUUUCAGUAGUUAGCUACUAAAGCAAGAAAAUAUCCUUUACCUUUGUUGAAAUUUUGUUGCAAGUGACUUGAAAAUGUUCUUCCACCAGUUUGCACAUUAUAUACUCUACUGUGGGAUUUGUUUUUACAUCUAUAUCAAACUGCACUGCCAAUUCGAUGACAAUGGAAUUGAAUCAAGGAGCAGAGCUUUGUAGUGGUGGAGAGAAACGGGGAGAGAAUUUAUAGGAUAGUUUGGAAUGAAUUAUGUUGACAAAGGUGUUGGGUAUCUUUAGUGACCAAUUAAUGAAAUAACUGGCAUAUCUUCGGCUCUUGGUAUAUCCACAUGCAUGUACUUCUGAAAAGUGGGACUUGCUAGCUUGAUCCGCAAAUUCAAUACUAUUUCUGUACGAACACUCAUCAUGUGUAAUGAAGUACUAUCAUGUGUAAUGGAGUAAUUGAUCCGUCGUUUGUAUU